Molecule: messenger RNA, 435 nt
Organism: Penicillium chermesinum
Lineage: Eukaryota; Fungi; Ascomycota; Eurotiomycetes; Eurotiales; Aspergillaceae
Product: Alb1 domain-containing protein
Exons: 3
Coding region: 1-435 (144 amino acids)
Biological process (GO): ribosomal large subunit export from nucleus
Cellular component (GO): preribosome, large subunit precursor; nucleolus
Source: RefSeq, a predicted model, not a curated record
AUGGCGAAGAGCAAAGCAGAAUCUCCGACAGCCCAGCGCCCCUCCGUGUUGGCCAACCGUGCGAGCUCUGGCAUUCAAAAGAAACAGAAAAAGCAAAAGUUAUCCAGGGCGCAGAGAUUGCGACAACAGAAGGGCAUGGAAAGGGCUGAGGCUGUCUUGGAUCAACUCGAGAUCAAGAAGGCCAAGAGCAUUACACGCAGCAAGAUCGUCAAAGCACGAAGGGGUGAUUGGGAAGAACUGAACAAAAAGUCGUCCGCGUUCGCCGCUCUCCAACAAGAUGAAGAGGAUGAGGACGAAGACGAUGAUGCCAUGACCGACACAGUCACACAGUCAAAAGAAAAUCCUAUUACCUUCUCAUCCACGGGGCUCCAUCCGGGAGGAAUCCCUGCAGUCGCAGAUCCUGCCCCAAUCGAUGAGGACGAUCAAAUUACUUGA